AUGGUCACAAUUUCAUUGAAGUUGGCCUUGGUAUUUGCAUUUUUUCACCUCAUUCUCGCUGCAAACGUUACUCUGUAUACUCCCCUCUACGCCAAACAUUCCCACUCCACGCCAGUAUUCCUUAAUACUAGCGGCAAAUCAGUCAAUCCUCUGAUCAAAGCUCUCCACACUCGAGAUUUCUUAGAGAAAAGAGACCUUCCAACAGGCACCUGCGCACCAGGUACUCCGUGUGUCAAUGGAGCGUGCUGUGGAAUGAAUGGACUCUGUGGCUACUCGCCACUUGAGUGUGGAACCUCCACCUGUCUCUCGAACUGCAAUGCGACGGCAGAAUGUGGUCAAUAUGCUCUGCCAGACUCAGCUCACUGCCCCCUGAAUGUUUGCUGUUCUUAUUUUGGAUUCUGCGGAACCACAGAUCAAUUUUGCAGUACAGAAAAUGACACCACCAGUGAUACGCCUUGCCAAGAGGGAUACGGCACCUGUGGUCCGGCAAAUACACCUUCGUGUACCGGUGGAAGUAGCAUUUCUGGAAGAACGAUUGGAUACUAUGAGUCUUGGUCCAAUACUCGCCCUUGCGAUAAGAGAGCUCCAAAAGACCUUGAUCUUACCGGAUUCACACACAUGAACUUUGCUUUUGCCUUCUUCGACCCUACAUCCUUCGAAUUGGCACCUAUGGAUGCUAAUGCACAGUCUCUGUACUCCGACUUUACCAAUAUCAAGUCUGCAAAUCCAGGUCUCAAAACUUGGAUUUCUGUCGGAGGAUGGACAUUUAAUGACGAUGAUAAUUCUCCGAGUACUCGAACAGCUUUCAGUGACAUGGCAAGUACAUCAGCCAAUCGGGCUGCAUUUAUCAAAUCUCUAACUAAAUUCUUCAAUACCUACGGUUUUGAUGGGAUUGAUAUUGAUUGGGAGUAUCCAUCAGCAGGUGAUAGAGGUGGUGUCAAAGCAGAUGCUGCUAACUUUGUCAGCUUGGUAAAGGACCUUCGCAAUGCAUUUGGGUCCAGCAAAGGUAUUUCUGCCACUCUGCCGUCGUCUUUCUGGUAUCUUCAGGGAUUCGAUGUCGUUGGUAUGGCCUCGUAUCUAGAUUGGUUCAACGUUAUGACAUAUGAUAUUCAUGGAACUUGGGAUUCAACGAGCAAGUUCACCGGACCAUAUAUUCGACCCCAUACGAAUUUGACCGAGAUCGAGCAAGGGCUUGAGCUACUUUGGAGAGCUGGAAUUGACCCUCAGAAAGUCACUUUAGGCCUGGGCUGGUAUGGUAGAUCAUUCACACUCUCCGACACGACUUGUACGACGCCAAAUGGUGUUUGUAUGUUUGCGGCGGGUGGCACUCCAGGAGAAUGUACCAAUUCCGCUGGUACUCUCUCAAACGCAGAAAUUUUCCGGAUCAUACAAGACAACGACUUGGUCAAGACUUAUGACGAUGUCGCAGCUGUCAACUGGAUUUCUUGGAAUGAUGACCAGUGGGUAAGCUAUGAUGAUGGCGAAAGUAUGCAGGCGAAACUUCAAAAGGCAAAUGAUCUCUGUUUGGGAGGGAUCAUGAUCUGGUCUGUUGACCAAGACAACACAAAUGGGGACAGCACCUCUGAUCUUUUAGGUAUCGGACCCACUAAUGGCCGCUCCUCAGUCGAAGCCGCCGAAAUAAAAUCAAAGAUGGUUGAUGUAACCCAAGGAGCGCAGGUUCAGAAUUCUUGCUACUGGACCUUCUGCGGGCAGUCUUGCCAGAACGCAUAUUUUCCGGUAACGCAAGCAAAAGGGGAAGAUGCCAACAAUAACGCGGAUGUUUCCAGAAACACCGUCUGUACAGGUACAGAUGUUCAACAGCUUUGCUGUGCUCCAGGGACAACACUUGGAACUUGUCAGUGGGAGGGAUGGAAUGGUGUGGGAAUGCCUUGUUCUCCGAUUUGUACCGAUGAAAACGCCAUUAUUAUCGCGGAGAAUAGUAACGAUUCGAAUGGCGGAGUCAUCGAGGAUCAGACGUGCAAUGGUGGUUAUCAAGCGUACUGUUGCUCUGGCUUCGUUGCCUCUACACAAACCAACCCCAGCAACCUCCAGCUUGUCGGUCAAAAUGGCGUCACAAAACGAGGAAUUGGACCAGUUGGGAGUACUGUCGGCCGAUGUCUCAGUGCUGCCGCCAUUGCGGCCGAAGAAAUCGCGGCCGCCGCGCUGGCUUUCUUUACCUUCGGGGCUAGUGAAGUUGCCUUUGCCGCUGAAGUAGUUGUCAAUAUCGCAGUCUGCGCAGCACUGGCUGCUGUUGCAAGGUCAGCGCCUCCAGGCGGGCCAUCUCAAGGUAAACCGAAAACUCCGAAGACUGGGGGAACUGGAGGCUCCAAAACUGCUGCAGGAAGAUAUGACAUUAAAACUUACCCUACUUCGAGUGAUUCCUCCGCCUGCGGUUGCCUGGUCACUUAUACCUGUCAGUAUGGCAUUCAGCCCAAUGGGUGGGAUGAGGUGUGCGACAAUCAGCGCUGGGGAAUCGAUAAGGUCAUGAACGGAUUGACUCGUGAAAUAGCCCCCAGAGCUGGAGUUCAGUAUCAACAGCAGAGUUGGAGGCCACAGCAUCUGGGCUGGCAAGCUCUCGCACAAGCCAGUGCGCCCAAUGAAAACGGGAAUUUGGAGAGUAGAUGUCAAUUUCCCAUGGGCUCUCUCGUCGAAGCCAGAGGCCUUGGGCCUCAAGUCUGUCGUCUCGUAAACGGUCCUGCAAACAGACGUCAAGGAAAUGACUUCGGGAAUUUCAUCAUUGCUUCAUGGGAGCCUUGCAGGGCUUAUCAGUCAGCGGUGUGUUCAACUGCUAACGCAGAUCCUCCUAUCACAUGGGCAUUCGAUGGAAUGGAUGCCUCCCGAAUUGCGGGCAACGUAAAUGGAAAACACUUUAUCCAGCACUAUGGGUUCGAUUCUCAAACAGCUGGAAAAGAGUGCUGGGCAACUGCCUCUUUUAAUGACCCUAGCGGGGCACCCGUAACCUCCACUGUUCUGGAUCAUGGUUUCCGCGUGCUUAGUAACGAUCCGAUAUUCUCAGCUCCCUACUUAUGGCCAGCCCAAGCGUACGCACCCACACCAAACGCAAACGCUGUUUUACCACAGAACAUCGCUAGUGCAAUCUAUCAGAGACAGCAAGAUGUGCUGGCAGAAUUAGAAGGUCAUAAGGCUACGUAUAACGGAUCUGAGGUUGAUUGCAGUACAUGCGAUGUUAUUGUGGAUAAACACGGACAGGAAUUCCGGCCUCGUGGACGUGCCUGGAGACAUGUGAAGAAGCCAAAUGAGGAAGUCACUGUCACGACUACGAGUGCAGUGGUACUAAAAAGCACAGAAGCCUUGACGGAAGGGGGUUCGGAGGUGAAGAGGACACUUCCCCGCGAGACGGGAUCAGCGGCGUGA
This is a messenger RNA of Amorphotheca resinae ATCC 22711, 3375 nucleotides long. RefSeq names its product glycoside hydrolase family 18 protein. NCBI's taxonomy places the organism in Eukaryota, Fungi, Ascomycota, Leotiomycetes, Helotiales, Amorphothecaceae. Gene Ontology annotation, biological process: carbohydrate metabolic process. The record is from RefSeq and is a predicted model, not a curated record. The coding region runs from base 1 to 3375 and encodes 1124 amino acids. Gene Ontology annotation, molecular function: hydrolase activity, hydrolyzing O-glycosyl compounds; chitin binding. The transcript is spliced from 24 exons.